This is a messenger RNA of Hermetia illucens (black soldier fly), 1336 nucleotides long. RefSeq names its product extracellular protease inhibitor 10-like. The record is from RefSeq and is a predicted model, not a curated record. Gene Ontology annotation, molecular function: protein binding. Bases 117 to 1124 code for a protein of 335 amino acids. NCBI's taxonomy places the organism in Eukaryota, Metazoa, Arthropoda, Insecta, Diptera, Stratiomyidae. The transcript has 9 exons. Gene Ontology annotation, biological process: multicellular organism development; cell differentiation.
AUUACUAAGCAGAUUGCUGGUUCUCUAUAAAUAGGCUUGGAAGUCAACUUUAGAUUAGUUUGGAUUAUAGAAGUGAAAGUCAAGAGAAGUGAAAAUAUCAUUCUGAUUAUUGCAAAAUGAAGUGUCAACAGAUGCUUUUAUUAUUUUCGGCAAUUGUUGCCUGUGUAAUGUCAUGCGAGGUACCAUGUACCAGAGAAAUGGAACCUGUUUGCGGUACUGACGGAGAAAGUUUCGUUGCUUUUAGUAACGAAUGCAUGAUGAAAAAUCAAAAAUGCAAGGAUGGAAAAACUUGGACCAAAUCUGACAUUAGGUCCUGCGGGCUAUAUGAUUCACGGGUCGAGGAAGCAGCAGAUGAAGCAUGUCCAAAGCAAUGCUUAAUGAUGAUCGUAUUCCCUGUUUGCGGAUAUAAUGGAGAAAGCUAUAAAAUCUUCGAAAACCCUUGUGAAAUGAAAAAGGAGAAUUGUCUUCUUCCCAAAAAUCAAAUUUACAACUCUGCUCCUCUAAGUACGUGCAGACAGGCAAUUGCCUCAAACCAAAGUCGAUCGGCGGAUCUGAAUUGUCCUUUAAUAUGUCCAGCUAAUUAUGAACCUACGUGUGGAUCAGAUGGAAAGAACUACAAACUCUUCGGUAAUAAGUGCACAAUGGGGGUAUACAAUUGCAUAAGAUCUGAAACUACGUUAGUGGCAGUAACCUUGUCCUGUGAGACCCCUUGCACGAGGGAAUUAACACCUGUUUGCGGAAGUGACGGAGUUAAUUUCCAGGUUUUUAACAAUGAAUGUUUGAUGGAGAAUGAAAACUGCAAGGGUACUUCAAAGUGGGCGAAAACUAACCUGAGGUCAUGCUUAGGGUUCCGUAGUGAUGAUCCAGUACCUCUAGCAUGUGUUAGAAUGUGUCCCAUGCUUGUCAUGCCCGUUUGCGGUUAUAAUGGAAAAGAAUACAGAAUAUUUGGGAAUAGUUGUUUGUUUGGAAUUGAAAACUGUCUCCUUCAAGGAGUCGGAGAAUAUGAAAAUGUUCCAAUGGAAAAAUGCACAUUAUCGGAAAGUAUAGAGCCGCAAUCGGAUUGCUCUCAAAUUGAGUUGGGUUUGAUGGUCAUGAUCACAAAAUCUUCGGCAAUAAAUGCAUGAUGGGAGUUUACAGUUGUCAGAGAUCGGAAAAUUGGCGGAUAGUUCCUAUAGCAGAAUGCCCUGCUAGUGCCUACUGAGCUAUUAUUGGAAAUAAACUUGAUUAUAUGUCUUAUUCCUUCUAAAUUAGAAUUAUAUAAAUUGGGCUAAGAACAAAUAAUAAUUAUUUCAAUGUAAAAAUAUAUUUAAACCAAUAAAAAUAACCACUUCGGAAA